Leptidea sinapis is the source of this 8417-nucleotide messenger RNA. RefSeq names its product GRIP and coiled-coil domain-containing protein 2-like. NCBI's taxonomy places the organism in Eukaryota, Metazoa, Arthropoda, Insecta, Lepidoptera, Pieridae. The transcript has 21 exons. Bases 177 to 8318 code for a protein of 2713 amino acids. The record is from RefSeq and is a predicted model, not a curated record.
GUUUAUAACGAAAAUUCCAAUUCAAAUAAAACGUUGGAGAUGAGUGAAUUAAAUUUAAAUAUGUAAACCGAAUGAUUUUUGCCCAGUAUUUUAUUAUUUAUCUCUUGUGAUAGUUGUUUAUUUAUACAAUUUUAUCCAUGAAUUCUCAUAAACACCAGUAAUAACAGACUUACAAAAUGUUGGAAAAGUGGAAGAAAAUCUUGUCUAACUGGAUAAAAUGCUAUUCUAUUAAUGAUAAUAAAAAAGUUCCUGUUAAUAUUGAUUCAUUACUUGACAUAAUUUGUUAUUUGCGGGAUAAUUUUAAUUUGAAUGAAUCAAAAUCUUCUCUGCUGGAAGCUCACACUUUGAAUGAGUUCAUUGUGGAAAAAUAUCCUGACUUUAUUUUCGAAAAUGGAACACCCGAGCCAGUUAAUGAAACAGAUAUACAUAUAGCUGCAUCCCUCUUACUAUUUUUUAUGUGUGUAAACUCAAAAGAUUUGGACCUGAAGAGUGCUAUGUGUAAAGAACUAAGUGUUGAGGAUCAAGAAGUAAUUUUGAAGUUCAGUAAGUGUUUGAUGGAGUGCCACAGUGUGACCUAUGCUGAUGUCUUGUCAGCUAUUAAAGAGGCUUGUGGCCAGGGUGAUGUUGACAACAAUCAACAGUUCGCUGUGCCCGAAACACCUCCUGCUGUUAGAGGACUACAUAAUGAAGUCCGUAAUUUAAAAGCUGCUCUGGACACUGAGAGAUUUGAUAAAAAUUAUAUACAGGAUGAACUCAACAGGACUAACUUGAAACUUGACAAAUUGAGCAAAGAAAAAGAAGAAUAUAAACUAGAGAUAGUCAAUCUUAAAGGGAGGAUAUCACUGUGUUGUGGAGAAAACAGGGAAUGCAAGGAGUCGGAAAGUUCCCAAACAAACUCUGAAAAACUUUUGAAACAAUUAGACACACGUGAAAAGGAGCUCUUGAAUAUUCAAGAACAGUAUGAAGAUCUGCGUGAUGAACGUGAUCUGUUAAAGGAUAAGCUCGAGGAAUCAAAACGUGAAUAUGAAAAAUCGAUUGCUCUUAGACAAGAAGAAGAAUCCAGAGUAAGUCAGCUGAUUCAAGAACUAGAAAUUGAACGAAAUAAUGCACAAGCAUUGAGAGAAUUGGUGGCAGAACUGCAGCAACACAACCGUCUCAACGGAUUGGACACAAGUCAGUUGGAAUGUGAUGAGCUUGAUGCUAGUAUACAUUUGCCUCAAAAUACAUCUGUUUGUAGUGAAGCUUGCGCCAAUGUAAUUGAAGUGCAAUUGGGAGAAGAAAGGGCGAAAAUUGUUGUCCUGAAUGAACAAAUUGGAGUGCUGCAGAGUCAAUUAAAUGAUAUAAAUAAAAUAUACAAUGACGAAAAGUUAUCAUUUGCUAGUAUGUUAUCAGACAAGGAAAAUGAGAUAAAAUCUCUAAGUGAUAAAAUUAAUUAUGAGGUUGAAGAGAAAAAUGCUUUAAAAUUGCAUUUUGAUAAUGAAAUUAAUAAGUUAAACAGUAAUUUAAGAGACCUAGAACAGAAGUUGCGAGAAAGUGAUGAAACAUCAGCACGGAUUAUUGAAGCGAAAAUACAAGACAUUCAAACCCUCCAAAAUGAAAAAUUAUCAUUGUUAGACAGCUUGGCAAAUGUCACAACUAAAUUGGAAAAUGUUAUUAAGGGUCUUAAUUUGGAAAUUGAAACUGAAAAAAGCUUAAAAAUGAAAAUGAGGGAAGAAUACGAAAAUAAAAUUAUGAAAUUAAAUGAGAAAGUACUAAACAGAAGCAAUGAGUUAAUCGAAUUUCAAAAUAAAAUAGAAGAAAAAGGGGAAAUUAUUGAAAAACUACAGCUUGAGCUUAGAAAUGAAAAACAUCUUAAAGAUGAAUUAUCUAAUAAAUAUAAUGAUGAAAUUUUGAAUUCUAAUAUUCAAAUAGCAGCUUUUGAUGAGAAUCUUCGGCAAAAAGUGGAGGAACUUAACUUUUUACAUAAACAAUUACAAGAUACCCUUUCCAUAAAUUCUAAUAUGAAGAAAGACACUGAAUAUUUGAACAGUUGUGUUGUUCAAUUGCAAGAUGAUAAAACUAAGAUUGAAGCAGAAAAUCGACAAUGCAUUUUUGAUAUUAAAAAUCGUGACAUUAAAAUUAAUCAAUUACAAAAUGAUCUCGAAAAUAGUGAGAGGUCCUUUAAGGAAAUGCAGAAUAAAUUGUCUUGUGAUCUAAAUGAAUCACAGGCUACAAUAGAAACUUUGAAGAGUCAAUUGCAAGAUGAAAUUGAAUAUAAGUUCAAUUUGCAAAUCCGAUUGUCUAAAAUAGAAAGUAUGUUGGUUGAAAAAGAUAACAGAAUAAGGGAAACGGAAUCAAGAAAUAAGGAAGUUAUAGAGAGAUUGGGUUACCAAAAUUCCAAAUUAGAGGAAAUAAACAAAGAGUUAUCAGCAAAUAAUGUAGAUUACGAUAACACCAUAAAAGAACAUAAACAAAAGAGUGAAAAAGACAUUGAAUCACUUAAUGACGAUAUUUCUAAUAAAAUUGAAGUGAUUAAAUCAAUAACUGAAAAACUUGAAAUUGAAAGGUCUCAGACUAGUAGUUUAAAGGAUUCCUUGAAGCAAGCUGAACAACAAAAUGGUCAAUUAUUAAGUGAGCUAAACAUUAAAAUCAAAGAGGUUGAAACUCUUGAAUUGAAGGUUCAAAAAUUAUCACAAACAAUCAACGACAAUAGUGAAGCAACAAAAUUAUUAGAAAGUAGUUUAAAAGAAAAAUCAACUAUGUUUGAUCAGUUAGCAAAAGACUUCAACACAGAGACGACAAGACUCGCAACAAAGCUUAAUGAAAAUGAUAAAAUAAUGGCAGAUCUUAAGUCUACAACUAAUUCUACCAUCGAAACACAUCAGGUGACAAUACAGACAUUACAAAUUGAAUGUAAGAGUUUGACAGAAGCUCUACAAAAUGCACAAGAAAAGCAAAGGGUAUAUGAAAAAGAAAAAGAAUUUCUAAAUAACCAAUUGAUUGAAGAAAAUUAUCUCCGAAGCAAAUUUGAAAAGGAAUACUUGAACAAAUGUUCACAAUUAAAUAACAUAACUUUGCAGUUAAACGAAGAAAUUUUAAGGUAUAAAGAUACAAUCUCAACUCUUUGUAACAAGAUUCGAGAGCUUGAAAGAGACAAUGAAGAGAAAGACAAUAAAAUUCAAGAAAUGGAGGUAGUUACUGCUGAAAUGCAUUCAAAGCAAAGUGAAAUUAUUAUCCAAAGAGAUGUAGAGUUGGAUAAAAAUAAAUCAACAUUUAAUAGAUUACAGCAAGAAAAUGAAGAGUUAAUAAUAAAAUUAGGGCAGAAUAUUUUACUUCAUGAGAACCUAAUGAAAAACAAAGAUAUAAUAAUAAAUAAUAUCGAAAGUAGAUUGCAUGGUGUUCUGAAAGAUAUUGAAACACAGAAACAUAAUUAUGAGACUUAUAAGAAUGAAUGUGAAAAGAAUAGUUCUCUUAAGGAUGAAGAACUAAUGGAAAAGCUUACAGAAAUAAAAACAUUAAAGGAUGUGAUUCUCGAAUUAGAAAAUUGUGUUACUGAAAAAGAUAAAAUUAUAACUUGUUUGAAUAUUGAAAACUCUAAAUACAAAGAAGAUUUAUUCAUACUCAAUACAGAAAUAAAUAGCUUAAGACAAAAAUUGGAAGAGAACAACCAUGGUUAUAUUGAAUUAAGAGAUUCUCUGGACUCAGAAAAGAUGGUAAAAGAUUCACUUGAAACUGAAAAGAAAAAUCUAUUACAGGAAAAUAAAAUUUUAUUGCAGAAAGCUAUUGAUGAUAAAACUCAAUAUGAAGUAUUAGAAAACGAAAGAGACUCUUUACUCAAUGAGAAAACUAUAUUGGUUCAAGAAUUAUUAGAAGAGAAAUCAGUUCGAAAAUUAAUAAACGACGAGAAAGAUAUGCUAGCGAGAGAAUUGACUACUUGCAAAUCUGUGUUUGAAGAAGAGAAAGCAAGUCUCAUGCAGCAAUUAAAAGAUCUAGAUUUUGAAAGAAUCGUAUUAGAAAAAGAAAAAUCUGAUUUUAAAGACGCAAAAUUGGAAUUUGAAGAAAAAUUGGCAACUGAAAUUUUAAGUAGAAUGCAGCUUGAUAAACAAAACAAUAAUCUCAUAAUGAACAAUAAAGACUUAUCCGAUCAACUAUUCAAACUAAAAGAAACUAGAAAUAAGUUGGAAUUAGAAGUUUUAGAUAAAAGUGAUGAGAUUGCGCAAUUAAACGAAAUGAAAGAAGUACUACUGAGUGAUAAGGCCACUCUGAAGCAUGAAAAUGAACUUCUCUUGCAAUCUUCAAAUGAAAUCAAAAUCGAAAUGGAUAAAAUGACAACUGAAAAAGUGUUUUUAACAAAUAAAUUAAGAGAAGCUGAUGAGAAAUAUUCACUUUAUUCCAUGAACACACAAGAUGAAAUCCAAAAUCUUGUAUUAGAGUUUAAUGAUCUAAAGUCUGAGUACAAAAAACUUCAAGAUACAAAUAAUAGUGUUGAAGUAAUAUUAAAUUCAGAGUUUACAAAUGCUAGUGAUAAAAUUAAGUCUUUAGAUAUUGAAGGUAUUCAGAAGGUUAUUGAUGUUGGAAGUAGUACAACUUCUGAGAAAUGUAAAUAUUUUGCAAGCGUUGUAGAUCUAUUAAUUCAAGUUAUAUCUGAAAUAAAGGAACAAGGUGAUAUUCUUAAACAAGAGAACAUUGAUACUGUAAAUGAUUUGGAAGAGAAGAAAUCAAAGAUAAGUCAGCUUGAACUAGACUUAGUAAAUUUAAGAAAGAGUGUGGAAGAGUAUAAAACAAAAUUAUCACAUCUAAAACAAACAUACAAUACAACAGUAGAAGCCACAAACAAAGAUAUCCAAGUGCUGCAAGCUGACAAUCAAUCAUUGAACAAUGAACUAACAACACAUAAAAUUAAAUUGGAGGAAAAAGUCCACUCUUUGAAGGAAAAACUCAUUGAUAAUGAAAAUUUAACUGACAAACUGAAGAAAACUUAUGAAUGCCAAAUAGAUAACUUAAACUUGAUGAUAACAAAACUGAGUAACUAUCUAAAAGAAAAAACGACAGAAUUAGAAGGGGCAAGGAAAGAGAUUGAACAACUGCAAAUAAAUGUUGAAGAAAAAACUAAAACAAUCAAAUGCCUUGAAGAAGAAGUGAAAGUAGAAAAACAUAAUCAAGAGAAGUUAAUCGGCGAUUUUGAGUCUGAAAGGCUAGUUCUCAAGAAUAUGGUUACAGUGACAGAAUCAAUUAUGGAAGAUCAAAAAGUCAGCUCACAUAAAUCCAUUACAAUUUACGAAAAAACGAUUGAAUCAUUGAAUCAGGAAAUUGAGCUUCUAAAAUCUCAAAUUGAGACUGAGAAAGGAAAUGCUUUUACAAGUUUGCAAGAAAAGGAAUUUGCUUUAGAGUGUAUUGUUGCGGAUUUGCAUAAGGAAAGAAAUCAAAAAGAGACAAUUGAAAGUGAGCUGAAUGCACAAAUUAAAUUACUAAACGAAAAAAAAUCCAAUAUCACUACAGAACUCAAAUCAAAGAAUACAGAAUUGCAAGGCUUACUUAUUCUCAAUAAGCAAUUAUGUGAAGAACUAGAUUCAUAUAAAAGUGUCAUAGCAAUGAGAGAGGCUGAAAAUACAAAACUUAAAGUCACAUUUGAGGAACUUAAACAAGACCUCAAGGCACAGUAUGAAGAUAAAAGCAAAAUUGAGAAUUUACUUCUGGAAAAAAUAAAAUGUCAUGACGAGUUUAUAAAUCAGAUAACUACUUUGGAAAACGAUAAAGAAGAAUUGAUGGUAGAGCGUGAUAAUUUAAAGAGAGAUUUGAAGGAAGUUUCUGACAAAGUAAUAAUGAAUGAGGAAAACGAACAGAAACUCAUUGAUCUUAUGAAGGAGAAAACGAAACUCAUUAAUAUUUUAGAGGAAAAAUAUGCAGAAAUAACACGAUUAGAAUCUCUAUUAAAAACUGAACAUAAAGAUAAUAAAAGUCUCCAAGAUUCUCUGGAUAGCGAAAAAUUAAAUAAUACGAACAAAUGUUCCCUGCUCCAAGAAGAGGGAUUCAAGAAGGAAAAAGAGAUUGAGUUACUGAAAACAAAACUUAUGUCAGUCUUAAGAGAUAAAGAAGAAUGUAUUUCAAAACUAACUGAAGAAAAGGACGCUGUUAUUAAUGAACUAAAUAAACAACUGACUCAAGAAAGAGAUUAUAAACAGAAGAGUUUAAAAGAGAUUUACGACAUGACAAUGGAAAUAUCUGAACUUAGAAAUAAAUUACUUGAGAUGCAACAUGAGUCAGACACAGUAAAAAUGCUUAGAAAAGAAAAUGAAGAGCUGUUUAAGUUGGUGGGACAAAGAGAGACAUUUGCUGUCAGUCAAGAAAAAUCGAAAGAACCCGCCAAACAAUACGAAUACCUAGAAAAGGAGCAACGCCACAAUCAGGUAGAUAGUAAUUCUUCUGACACUCAAUCUUCAUUGGAAAGUUACAAAACUAUUGCAGACCUAGAGCGAAUUUUGCAAGACAAAUGUCGGGCCAUAACGGCAUUGAACACUGACAUCACAUUCCUGAAGUCCCUCGUUGCUGAAUCCGAGAACAAACUGCUCGAUGUCUCCAAGGAUCUUGAGAUGAGUAAAGAGAAUUGUCAACAAUUAUCAAGUCAGCUGAAGAAGAUCGUACAUCAAAAGAACGAAGAGAUUGCCGAAUUAAAGAAACAAGUGUCAAAAAUGAGUGCGACAGAAACACGGGCAACGCAAAUUAUCAAGCUUUCUGCGAAAUAUCAAGCAAUGAUACUUAAGAGGGUUGCCGAAAUUAAAAAUAAUACUGUGCUCAAAGAACUCACCAACUUUGGUAAUUCUAAUACUGAUGGUGAAUUAAAAAGAAACUUUAAUGCAGGCUCUAUUACUAUGGACGAGUUGGAAAACUUCUUAGAUACAACUGACAGGCACUUGAGACGGUGUGCUGAGAAACAGAUGACAUGGCAGAAAGAGAGAGAUAGAUUGUGUGAAGUAAACCGAAUUAACGAAUCCGAAAUUAUCAACAUGAGGAAGUUCUUAACAGAGCUCUCAGUCAGUGUCAAAACAUUUAAUUCAGUGAGAGAUUUGUAUUCUCAGAAAUUGAGCAAAGUGGUGUCCUUACAGAGGACAUCUAGGCGAGAAAUACUUAACUUGGAUGGCGUCGUAACUGAUGCAGCUAUGUGUAAGUUAGAACGUGGCUAUGCAGCGGUCAUUCAGGACCUAUCUGAGUGUGUAAUGAACUUGGAGCGUUGGGUAGAACGAUCCAUAAGUCGGACAAUAUCUUCGGAGAAGAUAAAACAAGCAUUCACAAGUGAAACUGACCGUGCUUCUCUAGCAUCAGCAAGCUUCCAGAACACAAGUCUAGAAAUACAGCUUGAAGAGCUAGAGAAUUCGUUCAAGAAACUUUUAGUAGAAGUCGGACAAGCACAGAAGGGAGAGGGUGCCAGGGACACACAGGCGGUCACAGUGAUGGAAGUUCGAGCAGAGUACGAAGACAAGUUGAACCGGAUGAAAGCUCAAAUGAAACAACUUUUCCACGAGCAAAUUUCGGUGUUCAAAGAUAAGCAAAAGGAAGAGAUAGCGAGUUUGGAGCGUGAAUUGUUGGAAUGUAAGAAGAAACUGAAAGAGUCGAGUCAAGCUUAUGAGGAUCACAUCCGGGCAUUAACAACUGAGCUGUGGAAUGUUGGGGAGAAGUUCCUGGUUCAGAAAGGAGAAGCAGAGUGGCUGAAAAAAUCUCAGCGUUCGGGCUCCUUGAUGUCUUUGCAGCAUGUCCACUCGGGAGGUCUUGUGGCUCCAUCGGAGGAGUCACACAGACAAUCCGACACCCACUCGCUGAGGUCACUGCCUGUUCACAGCCACAACAACAAGGGCAAAGAGAACCGCGGCGUGCACAUGUCGGACGAGGAGGGUGAGGUGUUCGACAACCGCUACCUGCGCGAGCUGGCGAGUACUCCGCGAGGGCCGGACGCGCCGCAGAGACUGUCGGAGCUGCGCUGGCGCAACUCGCUGUGUCCGCCGCACCUCAAGAGCUCCUACCCCGCGGAGACGCAGUUCGCCGCGCUGCGGGAGGAGGACAUUAAGUGCGCCGGUGCUGCAUCCCUAGUACUACGUCCUCAGCGGAAGGAGGUCGGCAUCACCGCGUACAAGAAGCCGGGCCCGCCAACGCCCAGUAAACAAGCCGGCAGACUGUCAGCCACUGAUUCGGAGCUACGCGAGUCGCUGCGGGUGGAGGCGGAGCCGACUGCGUGUUCACGUAAGACGAGCACGCCAUCACGACUGCGGGCUCUGUUCCGGACGGGGCGACCCGACGAGGGAACACCCCGCAGCAGAAGACUCAGCAAUCUGUUCAGGAAGAAAUAAAUGAUUUGUGACUUUGACCCGCCGAAUAAUGAUAUUAACAAUAAUUUUAUUAAUUUAUUUUUUAUGUAAUGGUUUUAAUAAAACACAGUCCACCGUUAA